AUGGUGGAUGGUGCUGUGAACAAUGAAGAUGGUGACGUUGAUUGUGGGAUGAUGGUGAUGGUGAUGGUGAUGGUGAUGGUGGUGGUGAUGGUGAUGGUGGGGAUGGUGAUGGUGAUGGUGAUGAUGGUGAUGAUGAUGAUGAUGAUGAUGAUGAUGAUGAUGAUGAUGAUGAUGAUGAUGAUGAUGAUGUUAAUGAUGAUGGUGAUGGUGGUGGUGGUGGUGGUGGUGAUGAUGAUGAUGUUGAUGAGGCGAAGGAGGAUGGAAGCGAACAAGCAAGACGCUGAUGAUAGGCAGGUUUUCUUCGUUUUGCUUCUUCUCAUGAUCAUCGGAACGUGUGGCAUAUGGGCAAGGCUGUGGUACCACAAGGAAAUCUUCGACAGCAUCGUGCACGGGGACGAUCGCGAUCGCGAAUCGACGAAUCCUGAAGAGGAGUCUUAG
Messenger RNA from Guillardia theta CCMP2712, 438 nucleotides. RefSeq lists its product as hypothetical. The record is from RefSeq and is a predicted model, not a curated record. NCBI's taxonomy places the organism in Eukaryota, Cryptophyceae, Pyrenomonadales, Geminigeraceae. The transcript has a single exon. Bases 1 to 438 code for a protein of 145 amino acids.